This is a messenger RNA of Labeo rohita (rohu), 4352 nucleotides long. RefSeq names its product myotubularin related protein 9 (gene mtmr9). The transcript has 12 exons. Gene Ontology annotation, biological process: negative regulation of autophagy. NCBI's taxonomy places the organism in Eukaryota, Metazoa, Chordata, Actinopteri, Cypriniformes, Cyprinidae. The record is from RefSeq and is a predicted model, not a curated record. Bases 282 to 2189 code for a protein of 635 amino acids.
UCGACUCGACACCUCGGGACUGGAGGUUGCUGAGUGAUGUAAUGCUGUAGUGAGCACGCCGCUCGUGUUCUUAACCCUUUCACACAUCAGAAGAGAUGCUCACGUGGAAAUGUGGUCCUCGUCAGACGGAACAACACUUGGCAUACAUUCGCAUGGGCUACGUCACGAUGCCAUUCACAUUCUCCUUCUCUUCCCUGUGCCAUCACGACAUGACAAAUGAGACUUAAACAAGACACGCAUACAGACCCACUCACAAAAUGGAUUUCAUUCAGAGCAAAUAGAUGGAAGCGCCAGGCGCAACGUGUUUGCGGUCAGGUAUCCGCAUCUGUGCUGUUCUGUUUGUGACAAACAACUCUCUUCGCCGGAAACUAGAAAAGCUCAGUACAUUUGUAAGCGUAACAGCCUCUCCCUGGAUGGAAGUAGCAAUAAAGGUGGCGAUAUUGAUUCAAAUUUGCUUGCCGUCGGUUGUGAAAUCCAACAACGGAGUGGAGGAAACGAGGAAGUGGAGGUGUCAGGUUUCUUGUACCGCUCAAAACAUCAUGGAGUUUGCUGAGCUGAUCAAAACCCCUCGUGUAGAUGGGGUAGUCCUCCAUCGACCCUUUAUGCCCACUGUGGAGGGGACUCUGUGUCUGACGGGACAUCACCUCAUCUUGUCCUCUCGCCAGGACAACACUGAGGAACUCUGGCUGCUUCAUGCUAACAUUGACUCUAUUGAGAAAAGGUUUAUCGGAUCACUCGGAACUAUUAUUGUAAAGUGUAAAGAUCUGCGAGUGAUUCAGCUGGACAUCCCUGGCAUGGAGGAGUGUCUUAAUAUUGCCAGCUCCAUUGAAGCACUUUCCACACUAGACUCUGUGUCCCUGAUGUAUCCAUUCUUCUACCGUCCUCUGUUUGAGGUCAUUGAGGAUGGAUGGCAGUUGUUCGUACCAGAGGAGGCUUUCAAAGAUCUGGAGUCUAUGACAGAUGAAUGGAGACUGAGUGAGGUAAAUAAAGACUUCAGCGUGUGCCCUUCGUACCCUUCCUUGCUGACCGUGCCCAAAGACAUUGAUGAUGAAAGUCUCUGCAAAGCUGCUUCCUUCCGCCACGGUGGCCGUUUCCCCGUGCUCAGUUACUACCACAAGAAAAACGGCAUGGUGAUGAUGCGAGCUGCGCAACCACUGACAGGAACUAAUGGGCGACGCUGCAAAGAGGACGAGAAGCUGAUUAAUGCUACGCUUUGCGCAGGGAAGCGAGGUUACAUCAUUGACACGCGAACUAUAGCUGUAGCACAGCAGGCUAAAGCUCGAGGAGGAGGAUUUGAACAGGAAGCCAACUAUCCUCAAUGGAGGAGGAUUCAUAAAGCGAUUGAGAGGUCUAAUGUUCUGCAGGAGAGUCUGAUAAAGCUGGUGGAGGCAUGCAAUGAUCAGUCACACAGCAUGGACCGCUGGCUCAGUAAACUUGAAGCGUCUAACUGGCAGAGUCAUGUUAAGGAAAUCCUCACAACGGCCUGCCUGGCUGCACAGUGCAUUGACAGGGAAGGGGCGUCAGUGCUGGUUCAUGGCACAGAAGGCACUGAUUCAACACUGCAGGUGACGUCUCUCGCCCAGAUAAUCCUCGAUCCGGCAUGCAGGACCAUCCGUGGAUUUGAGGCGCUGAUUGAGCGAGAGUGGUUACAGGCCGGUCACCCGUUUCAGCAGCGCUGUGCUCAGUCUGCAUACUCAAACGGGAAGCCCCGAAGUGAAGCGCCCGUGUUCCUGCUCUUCCUGGACUGUGUGUGGCAGAUCCUGCGGCAGUUCCCCUGCUCCUUCCAGUUCAACGAGAACUUCCUGAUCAUGCUUUUCGAGCACACUUAUGCCUCACAGUUCGGCACUUUCCUUGGAAACAGCGUGGGAGAGAGGGUGAAGCUGCAGCUGUCUCAGAAAACUGUUUCUUUGUGGUCGUGGGUGAACAGACCUCAGGAGAUGGAGCGAUUUCUUAACCCGCUGUACGAGCCCAAUAACUUGGUCAUCUGGCCAUCUGUGGCUCCUCAGAGCCUCCUUCUGUGGGAGGGGGUGUUUCUUCGCUGGAAUCGCUCCACUAAGUGUUUAGAUGAGGCUUAUCAGGAGAUGGUCCAUAUUAUAGAAUACAACAAGGAGCUACAGAACAAAGUGAACAGCCUGCGCAGACAGCUGGCCCAGCUCGAGACGGAGGACAACCCACUGCAGACACCGUAGGACGUCAGCAGAAUGGUACACUUCUGAUUUGCCAUCUCUGUCUUACUGAAAUCUCACACACAUGUAUUUACACUCCUCUGAUCGUACUCUUUCUUUCCAACUACAUUGAUCAACUUUUUUCACAUUAACAUAUUACAUUGGUCUCCAAUGGAUUGUACUCUCUGUGGCCACUAGAUCUGCUGCUCUAUUAAUAUAUCAUUGUAGUUUUCUUCCUUAAACACUAUGCCGCACUUGCCCUUAUUACGGCGUGUUUCAUGUAAAACACUUUAAACUGAUUAGCAGGUUAUGAUAUGGAUGUCAUUUCACUAGAGAUUGUACACUGGUGUUUUAGUUUACAUAUUCUCAAAGAAAAGGGACUGCUGAUGUGCCAUUUUUUUUUUCUUCAUUUUAAGUCCUGUGCCAUCAUGAAGUGCAAUAAAAAAUACAAUUAUAAAAUAAAAGGGAAGAUAUUUGACUAUUAGAUGCUGGAAAUGUAAUUUGAAUAUAACGUGGUUUACAUAGUCUUACAUGAUCCCUAACUCCUUCCAAAGAGACACUGACCACAUGAUUAAAGAGAUGGUUUAUCCAAAAAUGAAUAUUUGUUGAGAGUUUACUCACCCUCAGGCCAUCCAAGAUGUAGAUGAGUUUGUUUGUUUUUUUCAUCAGAACAGAUUUGGAGAAAUUUAGCAUUAUAUUACUUGCUCACCAAUGGAUCUGCAGUGAAUGGGUGCUAUUAUUUUGAUAUUUUUAUCAGCUGUUUGGACUCUCAUUCUGAUGGCAUCCAUUCACCGAGUCUAAGAGACUCAGCAGAUCUGCAUUUUUGGUUGAAUGUUUUCUUUAAGAAAAUGCCAAAAGUGGCACUAUUUUCUUUGCAAAUCCUUUGUGCACGGGUAAUAUUCAUAUUUGUAUAGAGUAAAAGUAUUUAGUAUAUAAUUUAAAAAUACAGAUUUUUGUUAGAGAUGUGGUGAAUGUCAAAAUAAUGUGUCAUAAAUUUCCAUCCAUGACCUUCAAAAUUUUUACAUAACUUUUUUUUGUGAAUAUAAAGAUCUUUAUUAGGACACACAUAGCAGUUGUUUAGGAACAUGUAAAAAUAAAGCCCACUGGGAUUAUUACAGUUUCCGUUCUGCACAAAAACAUUUCACUGCCUCCAGGUCUCCAUGAGUGACAUGAGCACGGCCAUGUAGACUGUAGGUGUUUCCUGCAAAUCAUUUCACAUAUCAUUUAUGCAAAUAAAUCAAGAUAUUCACUACCAGUCAAAAGUUUUUGAACGGCAAGAUUUUUAAUAUUUCUGCCCACCAAGCCUGGAUUUAUUUGAUCCGAAGUAUAGCAAAAACAAUAACAUUUUGAAAUAUUUUACUGUUUAAAAUAACUAAAAUGUAAUUUAUUCCUGUGAUUUCAAAGCUGAAUUUUUAGCAUCAUUACUUCAGUUACAUGAUCCUUCAGAAAUCAUGCUAAUAUUCUGAUUUGCUGCUCAGAAACAUUUAUUAUUAUUAGCAUAUUGAAAACAUCUGAGUGGAAUUUUUUCAGGUUUCUUUGAUGAACAGAAAGAACAGCAUUUAUCUGAAAUAGAAAACUAUUGUAACAUAAAUGUCUUUAUCAUCACUUUUGAUCAAUUUAAAGUAUCCUUGCUUAAAAAAGGUAUUCAUUUCUAUAAUUUCUUUCCUACAAAAAAAACAAAUUAGAAAAUGAUACUGACUAUAAUGUCACAAAAUCUUUUUAUAUUAGAUAAAUGCUGAUCUUUGUAUCUUUCUAUUGAUCAAAGAAUCCUGAAAAAAAUGUACUCGACUGUUUUAAAUAUUGAUAAUAAUGAUAAUGUUUCUUGAGUAAAGUAAAUCAAUAUUAGAAUGAUUUCUGAAGAAUCAUGCGAUGAAAAUUUAGCUUUAAUCAUAGGAAUAAAUUACAUUUUAAAAUAUAUUCAAAAAAUCUGAAAAAGUUUGGUGAGCAGAAGAGACUUCUUUAAAAAACGUUAAAAAUCUUACUGUUCAAAAACUUUUGACUGGUAGUGUACACACUCAAUGUGCUGUUAAAGUUUUUUGGGUCCAUUUGUUUCAUAAAUAUGUGAAUAUUUAAAUCUGUUGCGUAGUGACUCCUGUAGCCCAUAUCGGUAAUUUUAAUAUUCCACUGGGUUCUCGCCAUCAAAUAUAGAUGUGUUUUACUUUAAAGUAGGUUUUAAUGCUGGGUAUA